CAAAUAUAAACUACAAAAAUAUCCGCUACAAAUUCCUUGUUUUAUCUUUGGCACUCUUUUCCUCCACCACCCAAAAUGACGACAACCAUAACCAUCAACUUUCCGGCCACCUCCACAACCCACUAAACCACCACCACCACCACAUGACUCCACCGCUACCGCCACCACAAUCAUCCUUAACCAAACCCCACCAAAACCCACUUUCCGAUUUCAUUUUUUCUACUUUAUCCCUCUUCAUUCUCCAUUCCCCGAAUACCACAAAACAACGUCGUUUCAUCAAAUUCCCAAUCACCAUGCCGUUAACCACCACCACCAACACCACCAUAAACCGCCAUAACUUCCCAACCCCACAAUCCCUUUCCGAUUGGCUCAAACCUCGUCUCCCCUCUGACUCAUUAUCCACUUGGGGGACCCGACCCGGAACCAAAAACGUACAUAAUCUUUGGUUAGAACUCACUGACGGCGAAAUAUCACUUGCUGAUGCAACCCCACCUGUGAGAACACUUGAUGUUGUUGUCUUAAGAAUCUUGGAUGAUCAAAAUCGAAUCUUGAUUGAAACCCAUCAAGAAUUAUCAAAUGGGGAUACCCGAAAACGGUUUAGACCCUUAUCCGAAAAAAUGAAACCUAAUGAGACUGUUGAACAAGCUGUUUUCAGGGCAGUUAAAGAAGAACUUGGUUCAAUUGUAAUAAAAAGUGGUGAUGAUAAAAAAUUGGAUGAAUGUGUUAAGAUUAUACCCAAUUCGUAUUCGAGUAAAGUGGAAGAAAGGUUGUCGGUUUCGUAUCCUGGAUUGCCUGCUUGUUAUGUUUUGCAUAGUCUUGAUGUGAUUGUUGAUGGGUUGCCUGAUUGUGAGUUUAGUACUGAAGAAGAUGAUGAGUAUAAGGGUUUGGGGGCGGUUAAUGUGAACGCGGUUUCGUGUAAGAAACAUUAUUGGAAAUGGGUUGAUUCUGAUACCGUUUCGUCUUGAAAAUUGCAUAUGCAUUGGUGGAGGUGAGUUUGAUCCUUUUUUGUUUUUGUAAUUGAUGGAAAAGGUUGAAACUUUAUAUCUGUAUGAAGUUGAUUAUCUGUUACAAAUGAUGUCCUGAAUACUAAUGUUUGAUCCUUAGUAAAUAUGAUUGCCAUUGCUUCUUUGUUGA
Erigeron canadensis is the source of this 1134-nucleotide messenger RNA. RefSeq lists its product as uncharacterized. The record is from RefSeq and is a predicted model, not a curated record. The transcript has a single exon. The coding region runs from base 144 to 965 and encodes 273 amino acids. NCBI's taxonomy places the organism in Eukaryota, Viridiplantae, Streptophyta, Magnoliopsida, Asterales, Asteraceae.